Molecule: messenger RNA, 2118 nt
Organism: Exophiala bonariae
Lineage: Eukaryota; Fungi; Ascomycota; Eurotiomycetes; Chaetothyriales; Herpotrichiellaceae
Exons: 2
Coding region: 1-2118 (705 amino acids)
Biological process (GO): DNA-templated transcription
Molecular function (GO): DNA binding; zinc ion binding
Source: RefSeq, a predicted model, not a curated record
AUGCGCGCCUCAGCAGAAUGUAAACCUCGUCAGGUACUGGGGAAGAGGAAGGCGACGCAGGAAGCACCGCCCCGAGAAACCGUGGUUACUUUUUCGAGCGAGUCCAACAAAAUCCCGCUGGAAGUCGACUAUGUCACUAGCAGGUCAAAUGCUCUGGAACGUCGACCGACCGACGAACACAUUCCCGCCUCUAGUCCAACAGAACAGCAACAGUUUGGCGCAAAUAGUUCAGUCAUCAAUUUUGCGAGAAAUGUGGCCAGAGACCAUGAUCUCGAGUCGCCAGAUUUGAGCUCGACCAUACCUGGCGAUGCUGGCGACAUUCGAGAAAUUGGCUCAGCAUGGGGCCUCCGAGGAAUGCAGAUGCCCCCAUUACUCAUUAUGCGCUCCUUGAUCCAAGCCUACUUUGACCGUGUACAAUGGUUUAUAUUCCUUUUCCACGAGCCAAGUUUUACUGCCCGUGUGGAAUCUGUUCUGCGAAAGCCUCAAUGGACUAGGCAAGAUCUACCGGUCGUGGUAGUCGCCCUUACAGUUGCCGCAAUGGGUCUCAAAUGCGUCCUACACGAUUCUUCAUGGCACGGACACCAACACCUGGAGUUGGAAGGGUUGAAUCCUAGGCUGUUGCUUGCAGACUUCAUCUCCGAGAUUCGAACGCACAUGUUAGAUCUAGUUGAUGAUGGCCAGAUCGAAACGGUACAAGUUUGUUUGAUCUUGGGCACCUACUAUAUCUAUAAUGGCUCUGCACAUGCUGCCUGGAGUAUUUUAUCAUUGGCUGUCAGUACGGCAUACGCUCUUGCAUUACACUGCGAGAACCCCGCGGACGAUCGAGAUGUCGAGUUACAGGUGCGCCGACGGACCUGGAAUCAUGUCAUCAUUGCAGAUACUUUCUCAUCGAUGAUAUAUGGUAGACCAACCGGCCUCGAUGCCGCCUUCGCCCGGGUACAACCUCUGUGUGAGCUGGACGACACUGCCAUCAACGGCCCCUCAUCUCGAUCAGGAGGAGAGAUACCACCAAACGGGGUGCGCUCCACCUUGGCUUUCCACGUCCUCAAGUACCGUCUAUAUUCGAUCACCAAGCAUGCUCUAUCAACUCUUCGUCUUCUAAGACUGAACAAUCCACUAUCGGAAGAAGAUGCCAUGUCACUACUGGAUACCAUUCGUCAGACUGAGCAUCAACUCUCGGACUGGCAUAGUCAGAUUCCUGACUAUCUUACCAUGGAAUACUACAACACCGGCCUCCGUGAUGGUGACGGCCAUCAACCUCUUCACAAUCAGAAUUCCCCAAGAACAAAUCAGAGCGACAGGUUUUUGAUGCUACAAGCCAUUACGCUCCAAGCUACGUACGACAGCAGCGUGAUAUUCCUACGCCGUCCUCUCAUCGAACACAGGCUAAAUUUGAAUGGUGCAACAGGCACUGCAAAAUCAGCAUCGGAAUAUCGAGAAAGGUCACUGGACAUUGCCAUAGAAGCUGCUCUGAGAAUUUCUCGUCUACCCCUGGGAGAACUAGAACAUCACCUAGUGCUUUCUUUUGUCUUCAUGCACUUCUUUACUGCGGGUGUCAUAUUAUGCAUCGUUCCUCCGACAGAACCAUUCAGUGCUCGCUCACAAGAGUGCAAGUCUGGGGUCAUGCGUAUUAUCAGAACCAGUCGGGCACAUGGCAACAGUAGCAAAAUGGCGAAACACCUCGAUGAAUUACUCACACCACUUCUUAGCGCUACGAUACAACGAGAAUUGAACAACGCUCUCGAUCCACAAUCAGUAUCUCUGACUGCGGAAUCAGUUGGCCAGUCUGCAAGAAUCCAGAACGACGAAUUGAGCACUGUUACUCCUCAAAGGAGCGAGCAGUUCCUUCUCGAUCAAAGCAAUCAAUUCCAUCCGCCACCAGAUUUCAUUGCCAAUGACAGCAUGCCACCCCCUACGAGGGAAAAUCUUCAGCAGCAGUUUCCUCACGACUUAUCACAGCCAGGCUACCAGAAUCCAGGUCUGGCACAAGUGGAUAACUCUGAUUUCCAGUUCGAUGCACAUCUAGAUGAAACAUUUGGGGCAUUUGGACAGAUGAUGUUCAAUCUUCUUCCUGAUGAUCCAUACAGCCCCUGGAAUUGGGGUGGAACCUUAAGAUGA